This is a messenger RNA of Lytechinus pictus (painted urchin), 5326 nucleotides long. RefSeq names its product molybdate-anion transporter-like. Gene Ontology annotation, cellular component: membrane. The record is from RefSeq and is a predicted model, not a curated record. The coding region runs from base 438 to 1796 and encodes 452 amino acids. The transcript is spliced from 2 exons. Gene Ontology annotation, molecular function: molybdate ion transmembrane transporter activity. Lineage: Eukaryota; Metazoa; Echinodermata; Echinoidea; Temnopleuroida; Toxopneustidae. Gene Ontology annotation, biological process: molybdate ion transport.
ACGUUUCAUAGCAUACAAAGCUAAGUACCCUAUACCCCUUGAAGAACAUACUACGAAUUACGUGGCAUAAUUUACGUUGAUAAACUUGAUAUAAUUCUUUUAAGCUUUAUCAAAUACCAAGUUCAUCUAAGUAUUAUUAUUCCAUAAAUACUGCUCUCGUAGAUGUACGAAUUUGGGCGUUUAGCUGUAAAAUUUAGGGAAGACGAUUUACCAGGAUCGGGAUUGGCGAGUCUCGACUCGAAUCACCACGGCACAGCCGGACUUGACCGGACCUCGGAGAGACAGGAUCGCAAGACUGUCGGCGGGGCUGGGGCCGCCUCGUUGGCUGGGUGCUGCAUGCUGCCGGCAUAGCCCAUGCCAUGCCAGUAUGUUAUCGGGAUAAUCAUCAGAUGCUGAAACACACAUUCUACCAUUGACUGUGCGAGUGGUUAAUAAUCAUGCCUCAGGUGGCAGGUUUGAUCUACAUUGUGUAUGGGACCUUCUCUGGUCUUGUGACAGCAUGUGUGCUGCUGACAUUAAUUUCUAAGAGGCUGAGCGGUCAGCAGCAUAGCACGGGUAACAAUCCAACAUUUGUGCAAUUCCAGAGGAAAUAUUUCUUGGCAUACUUCCUUGCCCUUGCGGCUGAUUGGCUUCAAGGACCUUAUCUUUAUAAACUCUACAGCUACUAUGGUUUCCUGGAGUCACAGAUCACUGUGCUUUAUGUCUGUGGAUUUGCUGCAAGUGUAGUCUUUGGGAGUCUAACCAGCACCUUGGCUGAUCGAUUUGGUCGCAAGAGAUUGUGUAUAACCUUCUGUAUAGUGUACUCUGUAUCAUGCUUCAUGAAGCUUUCAAGAAGCUAUGGACUUCUUAUCAUUGGUAGGAUUCUUGGAGGUGUGUCAACAUCUCUUCUCUUCACAGCGUUUGAGGCAUGGUAUGCGCAUGAACACCUUGAGACGCAUGACUUCCCAAAGGAGUGGCUCUCUGUUACCUUCUCAAAGGCAACCGUUUGGAAUGGAGCUCUUGCUGUCGGUGCAGGAAUCGUUGCAAACAUCAUCGCUGGGCCGUUCGGCUUGGGCCCAGUCUCGCCAUUUCUUCUAGCCAUCCCUCUUCUCGUUGCUUCGGGACUGAUCGUGGCUACUUCAUGGAAGGAGAAUUACAGCGAGCAACGUGUCAACUGCUCUAAAACCUGCGGUGAAGGAAUGCGACACAUCGUGAGUAGCCGACGGAUGAUGCUGAUUGGUGCAAUGCAAUCACUCUAUGAGAGUGUCAUGUAUAUCUUCAUUUUUAUUUGGACACCAGUCCUUGACCCCUACCAACUUCCACUAGGUCUUAUCUUCUCUAAUUUCAUGUUGUGUAUCAUGAUUGGAUCAUCCGUCUAUCAAAUCCUCACCAGCUUCAGACAUUCUCCUGUAGUUCUUGUCAAUGCAGCUAUCAUUAUAGCACUCGUAUCAACUCUUAUUUGUGUAGGUUCUACUAAACCUCUUCAGGAGCAUCCAACGGUGUCCUACUUUGCCUUCCUCCUGCUAGAGCUGGCUUGUGGGAUUUAUUUCCCUGCGAUGGGUUUCCUUCGAGGCAAGAUCCUUCCCGAGUCCCAUCGAGCUGGAAUAAUGAACUGGUUCCGUGUUCCACUCAACUUAAUAGCUUGUAUUGGUCUCAUGGUACUUCAUGAUGAACCUACUAAGGCUGGUACAAGACAUAUCUUUAUUAUCUGUUCAGCAUUAUUAGGUGUUGCUCUGUGUUGUGGAGUGCAGUUUGGUUCAAUUACAAAGAAUGACUCAACUCUUACAGAGGAUGGUGAAAAUAGUGAUAUCGCAUAGAGAGGCAUUGAACUUUGUUAUUCCAUUUUGUGUUUUCUAUUACUAAUAAAGGGGAAUCGAACCCAAAUAAACUGUUCUUUUUAUCAGAAGAAAAAAAUUCAGACAAGUACAUGGGUGAAAGUGUGGACAAAAUCGGACAAACUUUGAGAAAGUCAUGAAUUUUUAAAAGUUGUAAAAAUCAGCUGCAUUGGUGAUGUCAUAGUGAUAAAGGCAAGGACUGCUCUCCCAUAUACUCCAUAAAAUUCUUAUAUUGUCGGGGGAGGGGGGGGGGGUUAAGUUUUAUUUCAAAAAUUAAAACUAUGAAUUUUUUUCAUUACAAUAUAAAGCAUUAUACUACAUCAGUUAUAUUUGGAUUACUGCCCCAAGGGAAUAGGUCUUGAGAGAAAACCACAAAUCCUUUUGUACAUGGCCUAUGACUAUUGAAUAGUUGUCAUUCACACUUGUGAUUUACUUACCCAGUUGCCAAUUUGAAAGUUACAUAGUUUUAGGGAUCUCAAUUUUAAAACAGUCAUAACUUUCUUUAUCCCAAUUUUUUUUUCUCAAUCUUUAACCAUUCUGUUUUUUCCUAUUUUUCCUCCUUUUCCAUGCAACAUUUUAUGAGAUUGGAUUCCCCUUUCAGUAUGAUAUGAAGUACGAAAAUUCAACAUUUUAAGAUUGAUGAAACACUCCCCCCUCAUUCCUGCUCUUAAAUAAUAAUGAAAUUAUAAAAGGAAAUAUUUAUGUGUACCCAUUUGCAUGUAGUAAUUUAAAAUAGAUUUUUGAAAUUUGUUUACAAUGUAUAUUUGCAGUUUUUAUGUAUAUAUAUAUCUAAAGGUCUAAAGGAACUGUUGUUGGGCUAGUCCCACGAGUAUAUUUGAUGCGCUUAAUAAGAUAUCACCGUCAUUAUUAUACCCCCGCCAAACAAAGUUUGAAGGGGAAUAUAAGAAUCGGUGUACGGUUGGGCAGGCGGUUGGUCCGUCUGUUGCAAAUCUUGCGCAUCGAACUACUUCCUCAGUUUUUAACCAAUUCUCAUGAAACUUGGUACAGAUAUUGGUGUUGGGGUAAAGAUGUGCAAGACACUUUUUUGUAUGUGUCAGAAAUUGUGUUGCCAUUGUAACAGUAUAUUAUGGCAAAAAAUGAAGUAACAAUCUAGCAGUUCGAAUAACAUGUACUUCCUCAACUUUUAACCAAAUCUCAUGAAAUUUGGCACACACAUUGUUCUUGAGGUAAAGAUGUGCAAGACAUACAUGUAUAUAAUGUGUGUGUCAGAAAUCAUGUUGCCAUGGUAAUUACAUAUUUUAUAUUAUGGCGAAAAUCUUGUGGUUUGAAUUACUUCAUCAAUUUCCACUAAUUCUCACGAAAUUUUGCUGACGCAUGAAUUUCAAGGUAAAGAUGUCCGAGACGCAUAUUUUUUGUGUGUCAGAAAUCAAGUUCAUAUGGUAACAACAUAUUAUAUGCCCAAAAUUAGGUAAUUAAGUAAUAUACUUCCUCAGUUUCCAAACAAUUCUCGUGAAAUUUGGCUCACACAUUGAUCUCGAGGUGCAGAGCAUAUUUUUCCAUGUGUUAGAAAUCAUGUUGCCAUGAUAACAACAUAGUGUCAAAAAAGUAGGCAAAAUCUUGCAGUUUGAACUACUUCAUCUGUUUUUAACCAGUUCUCAUGAUAUUUAGCUCACAUAUUUUUCUUGGGGUAAUACUAGGCAAGACAUAUUUUUUCCAUGUGUUGUAAACUGUUGUCAUGGUAAUGGCGGGGGUAUUAAUCACCAUCAGUGAUGGUUCUAGUUUCUUCUGAUUCUUGUAACUUUAAAAUUUGUGUAAAUAAAUGGGAGUAUAAUAUGAACGACCUAAUGAUCUUAAAAUAAACUGAAUAUUUGCUCUUUUUUAGUUUAUUGUACUCGAUAAACUAACCCUAACCCUAGUUUUUUUUACAAAAAGAGAAGAUAUCAUCUGGAUUAAGUAUUUGGUCUCUGUGGUGUACACAAAUAUUGGUGGUACAGGGAUAUGCCGCUUUGAUGACCCUUUUCAGUUCUCUAGAUACCGUACUCCCGUUAUGAGACAUCUCAGUUCCCGAGCCCUGCCAAAUUUGCAAAGCGCGAGCACGGCAUGCGAGAGAUGCAUGUACGGCUUCGCAACUCCCUACACAACUAGUAGGCGCUACAUGCAUGGCUAGUGCAUGCACAGCGCUAUGGUGCAACGUACCUACAGUGCCGUGAUCCCGUUCCGCCGACCCUGUUUUUCACACCACACAGAAUAGUCAGUUCCUUAGACCCCCAUUUCAGAGUUUUGUGAGGCACACCCCUAUCAAAAAAUCAUUUGAGUGCCCCCCCCCCCCCCCCCCCCGGGGUACAUGUACCUGUAAAAAGUUAAUAAUCUGGGCAAGUUAUAUAUUUUUAUGUUUUGGUUUGUUCGUAUAAGUUUGUCUGAUGCUUUCUUCUUGGUUUUCUGUUCAAAUGAUGAAAAGUAUACUAAUGAAAUAGUAGUUAUAUUCUUAAGGCCUUUAUUUUGAUGUAAGCUUUGAUAUUUGGGUUAUUCUAUCGGGUUAGGGUCACAAAGUGUACAAGAUGUUCAUGUAUCAAAUCAACUAUUUUAUUUCACAAAAAAUGGACCAAACCCGAUGGAUGAUGUUUUGAUGUAGUCAGACAGAUCAUAACUUACAAUUAGAAUUUUCAUCUACAUGUACAUAUUGAAGGGAGAGGAACCCCCCCCCCCCCCAUGGCUACAAGGUGAUUUACAUUUGAGACAGUGUUUUCUUGUAAACAGGAUUCAUUUGAAAGGAUAUUGCUUUGUUACCUGAAGUCUUAGAUUAAAUAAGUCUGUCAUUCAGAACAAGUAAUUUUUUACAAAGGCCUACAAGGUCAAUAAUUUAUCUCACAUUAUUGGAUUAAUAAAACAGAAAGAUUCCAUGUAUAUUGUAGAUACUCCAUGAAUAUUUUUACUUGUCAAAUAUCAUGAAGCUUUUACUUCUUCAGAAUUACCAGUGCUUCCUGUAUAAAUUACGCUUAUUUUACCGCGUAUAAUAACAAAUUUUCAAUACUGAUGCGCGCUUUUGUCACAGUGCGCCAAAUUGACGCCUGUUAGCGUGGUUAUCCACGCUAUUUUAUUCACGAGUCCACUCUUCAAACAAUGGACUCGUGAAUAAAAUAGCGUAUCUAACCAUGGUAACAGGCAUCUAUUUAGCGCACUGUGACAAAAGCGCACAUCAACAUAGGACUUUCUUUAUUCACGCGCCUGAUACGCGCUAAAUUAAGCGUAAUUUAUACAGGAAAUCUGCAUAAACCAUGGAUUCAACCGUGGGUUUUCAAACCCACCUUUUUAAAUUCGGGCCAUAAAGUUUCCAUGUACAUGUAUACUAUAGAUCUUUAGAUACACCGUGAAUAUUUUUACUUGUCAAUUAUCAUGAAGCUUUUACUUCUUCAGAAUUACCAGACCACAUGAAUUGGUCUACAUAUACACAUGAAGAUUAGACCUUAAUACUAGUCAGAAAUAUAUUAUGUAUUUUAUUGCUAAACAUGAUUGCUAAACAUGAUUGAUAUGAAUAAAUACAAAUAACAUCA